UUGGACAAUUAUGGCCAGCAAGAACUUGCAGAUCUCUUUGUCAACUACAAUGUGAAAUCACCUCUCACUGGGAAUGACUUGUCCCCUCCUGUGUCCUUCAAUCUGAUGUUCAAGACCUCCAUUGGGCCUGGGGGAAACAUGCCUGGCUACCUGAGGCCAGAAACUGCACAGGGAAUAUUCCUCAACUUCAAACGUCUUCUGGAGUUCAACCAAGGCAAACUGCCUUUUGCUGCUGCCCAGAUUGGGAACUCCUUCAGAAACGAGAUCUCGCCUCGCUCCGGCCUCAUCCGAGUGAGGGAGUUCACCAUGGCAGAGAUUGAGCACUUUGUGGACCCCAGUGAGAAGAACCACCCCAAGUUUCCCAGCGUGGCAGACCUGCACAUCCUGCUGUACUCCUCCAGGGCGCAGGUCAGCGGGCAGUCUGCCCACCUCAUGCGCCUGGGAGAUGCUGUCCAGCAGGGCGUGAUCAAUAACUCGGUUCUCGGUUACUUCAUUGGCAGAAUCUACCUCUUCCUUACCAAGGUCGGUGUGGCCCCGGAGAAGCUGCGCUUCCGACAGCACAUGGAGAAUGAGAUGGCUCAUUAUGCCUGUGACUGCUGGGAUGCAGAGUCCAAAACAUCCUAU
This is a messenger RNA of Merops nubicus (carmine bee-eater), 624 nucleotides long. RefSeq names its product glycine--tRNA ligase-like. The record is from RefSeq and is a predicted model, not a curated record. The annotation marks the transcript as partial. Gene Ontology annotation, cellular component: mitochondrion; cytoplasm. NCBI's taxonomy places the organism in Eukaryota, Metazoa, Chordata, Aves, Coraciiformes, Meropidae. Gene Ontology annotation, molecular function: glycine-tRNA ligase activity; ATP binding. The transcript has 4 exons. Gene Ontology annotation, biological process: mitochondrial glycyl-tRNA aminoacylation.